ACUUUGACACCUAACAAUCUUUGCUAGAAUAUCCACUGGAAAGCGAGUGUAAAGAAGUGGAGGAAGAAGUCUUGACAAGCCGUUGCCUGGUAGACAAACACGCAUGCAGCCCUCCUGAGAAAUUUUCUCAGUAACGCCCUUCCUUGGCCAUAAGAACUCUCUUCGUUAAGAGGUAUUCACAACCAGUUUGAGCAGAGACAAUCCCAGGAAGGGGAAUAGAUUAGAUUAAAAUGGCUCUGGAGAAGUACUGUUUCCAACUGAGCACAGUAUCCACAGCCAGAGCAGCAGGUGUUUUUCAUUCUCCCCAUCCAUUUUCUCAUGACAAUAUUCUUAAUCUGCGGACCUGUAAUGGGUCGAACAAAUCCAUUCCAUCAUUCUGUGCCUCAUCUCCCAGGUGGCCCAGAUCCAGCAUUGUUUGCAAAGCCCGUAAAGUUUUAGAUGAGGUUCAAGUGGUGACUGAUUCAAGCUGGGAGAAUUUGGUGGUUGCAAGCGAGAGGCCAGUCCUGGUGGAGUUCUGGGCACCGUGGUGCGGACCCUGUAGGAUGAUUGCCCCUGUGAUCGACGAACUAGCAAAAGAAUCUGCACGGAAGAUCGCCUGUUACAAGCUCAAUACUGAUGAUAGCCCAAACAUCGCCUCCCAGUAUGGAAUCAGGAGCAUCCCAACCGUGCUUUUUUUCAAGAAUGGCGAGAAGAAAGAAGGCAUCAUUGGGGCAGUGCCCAAAUCCACCUUAACCGCUUCAGUAGAGAAACACCUGAACAUUUGAAGAGAAGAAAACCUUUGUGAUGCAAAGCUUUCAUUCAGACAAUUCUGUUUACAGAUUUUUCUUCGUGUAUAAAUUAUGCUUCAACAUUCCCAGCCCAGAUUUUCUUUUAACAUACAUUGUGUUCUAUAUACAAACUCACUGUUAAGUUCAA
This is a messenger RNA of Malania oleifera, 915 nucleotides long. Its product is annotated as thioredoxin M-type, chloroplastic-like. Gene Ontology annotation, cellular component: cytoplasm. The coding region runs from base 231 to 764 and encodes 177 amino acids. The record is from RefSeq and is a predicted model, not a curated record. Gene Ontology annotation, molecular function: protein-disulfide reductase activity; oxidoreductase activity, acting on a sulfur group of donors, disulfide as acceptor. The transcript has 2 exons. NCBI's taxonomy places the organism in Eukaryota, Viridiplantae, Streptophyta, Magnoliopsida, Santalales, Ximeniaceae.